Messenger RNA from Sorex fumeus (smoky shrew), 5615 nucleotides. RefSeq names its product collagen type IV alpha 5 chain (gene COL4A5). Lineage: Eukaryota; Metazoa; Chordata; Mammalia; Eulipotyphla; Soricidae. The transcript has 52 exons. Gene Ontology annotation, molecular function: extracellular matrix structural constituent. Gene Ontology annotation, cellular component: basement membrane; collagen trimer. Bases 1 to 5076 code for a protein of 1691 amino acids. The record is from RefSeq and is a predicted model, not a curated record.
AUGAAACGGCGCGGAGUCCGCCUGGCCGCGGGCUUCUUCCUCCUGGCCCUGAGCCUUUGGGGGCAGCCGGUAGAGGCUGCGGCUUGCUAUGGGUGUUCUGCAGGAUCAAAGUGUGACUGUAGUGGUGUAAAAGGAGAAAAGGGGGAGAAAGGAUUUCCAGGAUUGGAAGGCCAUCCAGGUUUGCCUGGAUUUCCAGGUCCUGAAGGUCCUCCAGGGCCUCUGGGACAAAAGGGUGAUGAUGGAAUUCCAGGACCACCAGGACCAAAAGGCAUUAGAGGUCCUCCUGGACUUCCUGGAUUUCCAGGGACACCGGGCCUUCCUGGAAUGCCAGGCCAUGAUGGGGCCCCAGGACCUCAAGGUAUCCCUGGUUGCAAUGGAACCAAGGGAGAACGUGGAUUUCCUGGCCGUCCCGGUUUUCCUGGUUUACAGGGUCCUCCAGGACCUCCUGGUAUCCCAGGCAUGAAGGGAGAACCAGGUAGUGUAAUCAUGUCAUCACUACCAGGACCAAAGGGUAAUACGGGAUAUCCAGGUCCUCCCGGAAUACAAGGUCCAGCUGGUCCUACUGGUAUACCAGGACCAAUGGGUCCCCCAGGACCACCAGGUUUAAUGGGUCCUCCUGGUCCACCAGGACUUCCUGGACCAAAGGGCAAUAUGGGCUUAAAUUUCCAGGGACCCAAAGGUGAAAAGGGUGAACAAGGUCUUCAAGGGCCCCCUGGACCACCUGGGCAGAUCGGUGAACAGAAAAGGACAAUUGAUCUAGAGUUUCAGAAAGGAGAUCAGGGACUACCCGGUGAGCAAGGGCCCCCUGGACCUCCAGGAAUACGUGGUCCUCCAGGUCCUCCAGGGGGUGUGAAGGGUGAGAAAGGUGAACAAGGAGAACCAGGCAAAAGAGGCAAACCAGGAAAAGAUGGAGAGAGUGGUCAGCCAGGAAUUCCAGGUUUGCCAGGUGAUCCUGGUUACCCUGGUGAACCAGGAAGGAAUGGAGAAAAGGGCCAAAAAGGUGACAUUGGUCCAACUGGGCCUCCAGGACUUGUAAUUCCCAGGCCUGCAACAGGUGUAAAUGUAGGAGAAAAAGGAAGCAUUGGGUUACCUGGCUUGCCUGGAGAAAAAGGAGAAAAGGGAUUUCCUGGUAUACAGGGUCCACCUGGUCUGCCUGGGCCUCCAGGAGCUGCAGCUAUGGGUCCUCCUGGCCCUCCUGGCUUGCCUGGAGAAAAGGGCCAGAAAGGUGAUGAAGGUCUACCUGGAAUUUCCAUUCCUGGAUCUCCUGGACUUGAUGGACAGCCUGGACCUCCUGGCCUUCCUGGUCCUCCUGGGCCUCCUGGGCCUCCUGGUCCUCCUAGUGAUGAGAUUUGUCAGUCAGGCCCACCUGGUCCUCAAGGACCUCCAGGUGAUAAAGGACUUCGAGGAGAACAAGGAGUGAAAGGUGACAGAGGUGACACUUGCUUCAACUGUAUUGGAACUGGUAUUUCUGGGCCUCCUGGUCAACCUGGUUUGCCAGGUCUUCCAGGUCCUCCAGGAUCUCUUGGUUUCCCUGGACCAAAAGGUGAAAAGGGGCAAGCUGGUACAACUGGUCCCAAAGGACUAACAGGAAUACCAGGGGCUCCAGGGGCUCCAGGCUUUCCUGGAUCUAAAGGUGAACCUGGUGACAUCUACACUUACCCAGGAAUGAAGGGUGACAAAGGAGAGUUGGGUCCCCCUGGAUCUCCAGGACUUCCUGGUUUACCUGGGACUCCUGGACAGGAUGGAUUGCCAGGACUUCCUGGCCGCAAAGGAGAACCUGGUCAAAUUGCUUUUAAGGGUGAAAGAGGUCCCCCUGGGAACCCAGGUUUGCCAGGUCUCCCAGGGAACAUGGGGCCUAUGGGCCCUCUUGGCAUUGGGCCUCCAGGCCCAGUAGGUGAAAAAGGCAUAAAAGGUAUGGCAGGAGGUCCAGGUCAGCCAGGAAUUCCAGGUCAAAAGGGUGAUCCAGGUCAGACCAUAACUCAGCCAGGGAAGCCUGGCCUACCUGGUAACCCAGGUAAAGAUGGUGAAGCAGGUCUUCCAGGUGAACCUGGACUCCCAGGACAGCCAGGCUUGCCAGGACUACCUGGCAGCAAAGGAGAACCAGGCAUGCCUGGAAUUGGACUUCCUGGACCUCCAGGUCCCAAAGGUUAUCCUGGAAUUCCAGGACCCCCAGGAGUACCUGGGAUACCUGGAAGAAGUGGUGUAGAAGGUCCUCCUGGGCUACCAGGCUUUCCAGGUCCAAAGGGAGAACCAGGAGUUGCUUUACCUGGACAACCAGGACCUCCAGGACUCCCAGGCAUCAAAGGAACACUUGGCCCAAAAGGGGACCGAGGUUUCCCAGGUCCUCCAGGUCCUCCAGGACAAACUGGCUUGGAUGGAAUGCCUGGAUCUAAAGGUGACAUUGGAGCAAAUGGACAACCUGGACCAAUGGGACCUCCUGGGCUGCCAGGAAUAGGUGUUCAGGGACCACCAGGACCACCAGGUAUUCCUGGACCAGCAGGGCAGCCUGGCUUAAAAGGAAUACCAGGAGAGAAGGGGGAUUCAGGACCUCCUGGAUUUGAUGUUCCAGGUCCCCCUGGUGAGAAAGGCAGUCCAGGGAUCCCUGGAGCACCUGGUCCUGUGGGACCUCCAGGAUCACCAGGGCUCCCAGGCAAAGCAGGUGCCACCGGUUUUCCAGGUGCCAAAGGUGAAAUGGGUGUUAUGGGACCUCCAGGCCCACCAGGACCUUUGGGAAUUCCAGGAAGGAGUGGUGUUCCUGGUCUUAAAGGUGAUAAUGGCUUUCCGGGGCAACCAGGACUUCCUGGCCCUGCAGGAGAAAAAGGUAGUAAAGGAGAGCCUGGCCUUCCAGGUCCCCCUGGACCAAUGGAUCCAGAUCUGAUAGUCUCAAAAGGAGAGAAGGGGGACCCUGGUUUACCUGGAUUUCCUGGAGUUUCUGGGCCAAAAGGUCAUCCUGGCUUACCUGGAGACCCAGGACAACCUGGAUUAAGUGGGGAGCCUGGAUUACCAGGACCCUCAGGUCCUAAGGGUGAACCUGGUGUCCCAGGGCAUCCAGGACGUAUGGGACCUCCUGGACUUAAAGGAAACAUGGGUGAGAUGGGGUUUCCAGGACCUCAGGGUCUGAAAGGAUCAUCUGGACCUCCUGGUGUUCCUGGACAACCUGGCUCCCCAGGACUAACAGGACAGAAAGGAGAAAAAGGUGAUACAGGUGCUUCUGGCAGUCGUCUUCCAGGUCUGCCUGGCCCAAAGGGUGAACCUGGUCUGCCUGGAUAUCCAGGUAACCCUGGUAUGAAAGGUUCUGCAGGAGUUACUGGUUUGCCUGGAGCAAAAGGAGAACCUGGAGCAAAGGGGCAACCAGGCCUUCCUGGAUUCCCUGGAACCCCAGGCCUUCCUGGACCAAAGGGUAUUAAUGGUCCUCCUGGGAAUCCUGGCCUUCCUGGAGAACCUGGUCCUGUAGGUGGCAGAGGUCAUCCUGGGCAACCAGGGCCUAUAGGUGAAAAAGGCCAACCAGGUCAAGAUGGUAUUCCUGGGCCAGCUGGACAGAAAGGUGAACCAGGUCAACCAGGCUUUGGAAUCCCAGGACCCCCUGGACUUCCAGGACUCUCUGGUCAAAAGGGUGAUGGAGGAUUACCUGGAAUACCAGGAAAUCCUGGCCUUCCAGGCCCAAAGGGUGAACCAGGCUUUCAUGGUUUCCCUGGUGUACAGGGUCCCCCAGGCCCUCCUGGUUCUCCAGGCCCAGCUCUGGAAGGCCCAAAAGGCAGUCCAGGUCCCCAAGGUCAUCCUGGGAGACCAGGUCCUACAGGUUAUCAAGGUCAACCAGGGCCAGAAGGUCCUCGUGGUCUCCCUGGAAAUGGAGGUAUUAAGGGAGAGAAAGGAAACCCAGGCCAACCUGGGCAACCUGGUUUGCCUGGAUUGAAAGGAGAUCAAGGACCACCAGGACUCCAGGGUGAUCCUGGUCGUCCAGGUCUUAAUGGAAUGAAAGGAGAUCCAGGUCUCCCUGGUGUACCAGGAUUCCCAGGCCUGAAAGGACCCACUGGAGUACCUGGUUCAACUGGCCCUGAAGGAAAUCCUGGACCUAUGGGGCCUCCUGGUCCCCCUGGAUUACCUGGUCCUUCCGGACAAAGUAUUAUAAUCAAAGGAGACUCUGGUCCACCAGGAGUCCCAGGCCAACCUGGAUUAAAAGGUCCACCAGGCCCACCAGGACCUCAAGGAUUACCAGGUCCAAUUGGCCUUCCAGGAGACCCUGGACACAAUGGGCUCCCUGGAUUUGAUGGAGCGGGAGGACGCAAAGGAGACCCAGGUCUGCCUGGCCAACCAGGUACCCGUGGUUUGGAUGGUCCUCCUGGGCCAGAUGGAUUACAAGGCCCUCCAGGUCCACCUGGAUCCUCAUCUUUCACCCAUGGAUUCCUCAUCACACGUCACAGUCAGACAACAGAUGCACCUCCAUGCCCACCAGGAACUGUCAAGAUUUAUGAUGGCUUUUCUCUUCUAUAUGUACAGGGAAAUAAAAGAGCUCAUGGCCAAGAUUUGGGGACAGCUGGCAGCUGCCUUCGUCGCUUCAGUACCAUGCCUUUCAUGUUCUGCAAUGUCAAUAAUAUUUGCAAUUUUGCUUCAAGAAAUGACUAUUCUUACUGGCUCUCCACCCCAGAGCCCAUACCUUUGAGCAUGGAGCCCUUGAAAGGACAGAACAUUAAGCCAUUUAUUAGUCGAUGUGCAGUAUGUGAAGCUCCAGCCAUGGUCAUUGCAGUCCAUAGUCAGACCAUCCAAAUUCCCCAUUGUCCACAGGAAUGGGAUUCUCUCUGGAUUGGUUAUUCCUUCAUGAUGCACUCAAGUUCAGGAGCAGAAGGUUCAGGUCAAGCUCUGGCCUCCCCUGGCUCUUGCUUGGAAGAGUUUCGUUCAUCUCCCUUCAUUGAAUGUCAUGGGAGAGGUACCUGCAACUACUAUGCCAACUCCUACAGCUUUUGGUUAGCAACUGUGGAUAUUUCAGACAUGUUUAGCAAGCCUCAGUCAGAAACGCUGAAAGCAGGAGACUUGAGAACACGCAUUAGCCGAUGUCAAGUGUGUAUGAAAAAGACAUAACAUUUUGAAGAAUGCCUGUGGUUAAUAACUGUGAUAUAUACAUAUACAUAUAUAUACAUGUUGAUGUAUAUAUAAAAUUUCCAGUGUACACUGUCUGACUUUUCCUAUCUACAAUUGCUUUCACUAAUGGUGCUACUAUAUAUGACCAAAAGAACAUGCUGGCUAGUAAACACAAAGAUUUAAAUGUACCUCAACAAUGUGCCAGAGCAAAGUCUCUAUUCUGCAUAAGAAAUAAGAAAAUAAAUUUGCUUUUUGGGUUAAGUGUGACUUUCUCCAAGAUUAUAAUAUGAAUAUUAUAUAUUUCCCAAGUAACUAAAACAACACAUUAAAAUUCAAUUAAGAGAAGACUUGCACUGAGUAGAAGGCCACAGUUUGGGAAAAGAAUGAUUUUUAUGGUGCUACUAAUCCUGUUGUAUCCCAAACUUUUAGUGUAAAUGUGUUGAGCUUAUUUUUGUCUAUAAGGGAUGUAUAUAUAAUGUAAACAACUUUUUUGCUCAACAUGUUCAUUUCUUUACAUGUGACUUGAUUUGAAUCACUUU